This is a messenger RNA of Ziziphus jujuba (common jujube), 3145 nucleotides long. Its product is annotated as U-box domain-containing protein 35. Lineage: Eukaryota; Viridiplantae; Streptophyta; Magnoliopsida; Rosales; Rhamnaceae. The record is from RefSeq and is a predicted model, not a curated record. Gene Ontology annotation, molecular function: ATP binding; protein kinase activity. The transcript is spliced from 10 exons. Gene Ontology annotation, biological process: protein phosphorylation. Bases 143 to 2494 code for a protein of 783 amino acids.
AGAGAGAGAGAGAGAGAGAGGUUUCAUUAUCUUGUUUUCAGAAACGAAAUGGUAAGAUGAUGGGUGAAGUAUCAGAGUAGACAAUUUUGAGACUUGUACAAAUUAACGUUUGUGUAGUUUUUCUUUUAAUUUGUGAGAAAAAAUGUGGCAAACAAGGGGAGGAAAUGGGCUAAAGAAAGGGGUAGGAAAUGGUUUGGUUGCAGUGGCUAUAGAUAAGGAGAAAGGGAGCCAAAUUGCUCUCAAAUGGGCUGCUGAGAAUCUACUCUCCAAGAGCCAAACUGUUGUCCUAAUCCAUGUUCUUCAUAAGACAACCUCUACUGCAGCUUCAUUAGGCGUAAAUCAUGCCGUUGUAUGUGAUGGAAACACCACAUCUGGAUCACCACACAAGCAGCAACUUGAGAAGCAAAACAAGGAUCUUUUCCUUACCUACCACUGCUAUUGCACUCGUAAAGAUAUACAAUGCCUUGAUGUCUUACUUGAAGACACAGAUGUAGUCAAAGCAUUGACAGAGUAUGUUUCCUAUGCCGCUAUCGAGUAUUUGGUUAUGGGGGCUCCAUCAAAGCAUGGAUUUAUCAGAUUCAAGGCAUCAAGUAUUCCGAGUAGUGUAUCAAAAGGGGCACCUGAUUUCUGCACCGUUUAUGUCAUUUCCAAAGGGAAGAUAUCGUCACAGCGGAAAGCUUCUAGGCCGGCCCCAUUUGCUUCUCCACUACUUGACCAUAUAGAGAAACUAAGUAAACCUACUGUUAAGUCAACCGACACACCAAAGAAGAGUAUGAAUUAUAGAGGCAGGGCAUCAUUCAAGCCUCAUCAUUUUCCUGACGAGCCAAUGAGGUCACCGGUAACAGCAAGAGCUUUAUAUGGAAGGCCUAGUGGCGGGUUUUCAGAGUCCGAUACUGACAUAUCAUUUAUAAGCUCUGACAGGCCAAGCACCGAAUGUGCCUCACCUUUGUUCUAUGAGUAUAUGGAUCCUAGAACCUCACGGAUUUCUACCAGCUCAGAAAAUAGUUAUGGAUCAUUCCGCUCGGGCAUCAAGUUCAGUGAUCUCAGUUCCCUGCAUGGUCGCUCAUCAUUUUCGCAAGAGAGUGCCAGGACUUCUUGCUCAUGCUCAUCCCAAAACUUGAACGCAAGUGAGGAAGUGGAGGCUGAAAUGAGGAGGCUAAAGCUAGAGCUAAAGCAAACAAUGGACAUGUACAGUACUGCAUGCAGAGAAGCACUAACAGCCAAGCAGAAGGCAAUGGAGCUACAUCACUUGAGACUUGAAGAGGAACGAAGACUGGAAGAGGCACGACUAGCUCAAGAAACUGCAUUGGCAAUUGCAGAGAAAGAGAGAGCCAGGUGCAGGGCAGCCAUAGAAGCAGCUGAUGCUGCUAAGAGGAUUGCAGAGUUGGAAUCACAAAAAAGAGUGAAUGCAGAAUCAAAAGCCCUUAGAGAAGCAGAGGAAAUGAGGAAGGUGCUGGGCAAUUUAGCUCAAAGUGAUGUCCGGUACAGGAGAUAUUGCAUUGAGGAGAUUGAAAAAGCAACAGAUUACUUUGCUGAAUCUCGCAAGAUUGGGGAAGGAGGUUAUGGUCCUGUUUACAAGUGUUUCCUUGAUCAUACAUCGGUUGCAGUUAAGGUUCUACGCCCAGAUGCUGCUCAAGGAAGGUCACAAUUUCAGCAAGAGAUUGACGUUCUUAGCUGCAUAAGGCAUCCUAAUAUGGUACUUCUUCUUGGGGCCUGUCCAGAAUAUGGAAUUCUAGUCUAUGAAUAUAUGGCAAAUGGAAGCUUAGAAGACCGUCUUUUCCGGAAAGGGAACACACCAGCUCUGACCUGGCAACUUAGGUUCCAAAUUGCUGCAGAUAUUGCCACAGGCCUACUUUUCCUUCAUCAAACUAAGCCAGAACCAUUAGUCCACCGAGACCUCAAGCCGGGCAAUAUUUUACUAGACCACAACUUUGUGAGUAAGAUUAGUGAUGUUGGACUGGCCAGGCUAGUCCCUGCUGUUGCUGAAAAUGUUACACAAUGCCAUAUGACAUCAACAGCAGGAACUUUUUGCUAUAUAGAUCCAGAGUAUCAACAGACAGGAAUGCUUGGUGUGAAAUCCGAUGUCUAUUCCUUAGGAAUCCUGCUCCUGCAACUGAUAACAGCCAAGCCUCCCAUGGGGCUGGCACAUCAUGUUGAGAACUCUAUAGAGAAAGGCACAUUUGCAGAUAUGCUGGAUCCAGCAGUGCCUGAUUGGCCACUUGAAGAAGCCAUAUGCUUUGGAAAGCUAGCCCUCAAAUGUGCAGAACUCAGAAGGAAGGACAGGCCUGAUCUUGCUACUCAAGUAUUACCAGAACUUGACAGAUUGAGAGCACUUGCUGAUGAAAAGACAGACCAUCACUUGUUGAGAAGCAGUUCUGGUCUCCCUCCACAUCCCAACAGUUUUGCUUCCAACCACCAGGAUGUUCUUAGCGAUCCUCAGAUUGUGACUUCAGAAAGUUUAAUGAGUCAAUCAAGCACAUCAUCAGCCAUUUGAAAUCAAUAUGUGGAAUGAAAAACACAUUGGCAAAAUGGCCAACGGGGAAUCAACUUUAGUAUAAAGAUUAAAUAUAGGCAAUGCUAGUUCAAGGUCAAUGUGGGCUUUGAUACAGUAAAAAAAUAAAAAUAAAAAUAAGAAUAAUAAUAACACAUCCGAUAUAAUGUCCAAAUUUUGUUCCUAGUGAAGUUGCUGCGUACAUUUUCUUCUAUGUAUCAAAUUCAAGGUUCUGCCAGACUGAACUUCUUUUGUUAUGUAAAUAUCAAUAACAAUGAAAUGUAUAUGACAUGUAAAUAUAUGUACAUUCAAGUUUUGUCCAGGCCUUCCUCUACCCUAUCUUAGGGCCUUAGGCCUUGGUUGAAAUAUACAAAAGUUGUAUAGAUAGCGAGUCUUUAAGCUCUUUCCAAAAAGUUACUUGGUCUUGCAAGCCGUGCCAAAAAUUUGCAGAUGUAAAACUCAUGGAAAAGGAAUGGAUUUCAUUUUCAUUGUUAGCCUAAAGUUUAUUCUUGUUAUUUGUCUCUCCUUCAUUUUAUUUUUCAUUUUUCAAUUUAUUUUUCUAGGCACAAGUCUUUGGAUUGAAAACAGGAUGAACAUCAGUGCUUGCGUGGGGCAUGGUCAAGGACUGUUUAAUUACAAUAACAAACAUUAUUG